Symbiodinium sp. CCMP2456 is the source of this 2751-nucleotide messenger RNA. The record is from the annotation of a GenBank genome assembly. NCBI's taxonomy places the organism in Eukaryota, Dinophyceae, Suessiales, Symbiodiniaceae.
AUGGUCAAGUUGUAUGGCCUCCUGUCGUUGUGCAGGUUAUCAGCCACCGCCGUUCAAGACGAGCUCGACCUUGCGUUGAAACUACUGUCAGACUUGGGUGCCCCGAGUGGAAAGUCCGUACAGGUUGAGGAUGGAAGAGUGGUGAGAAUUUGGGCAUACGGGCUGCAGCUGAAGGGCAACAUCCCGGCUGAGUUUGGCAAUCUCACUGCUUUGCAGGUCCUUGACUUGAGUGCAAAUCAGCUCAUUGGAGAAAUUCCCACUCAGAUCCGCAACCUGGCGCGCCUCAAAACCCUUAUCCUUCGCGACAACAACCUUUCGGGCCACAUUCCCAGCGAGAUCGGCGACUUGGCAAGCCUCCGUUCUCUCGACCUCAGACACAACAGGCUCAGCGGCCCGAUCCCACCUGGACUGGGCAACAUGACCGACCUCGUCAGCCUUAAUUUGGCUCACAACAGGCUCAGCGGCCCGAUCCCAACUGGACUGGGCAACAUGACCAACCUCGUCACCCUUGAUUUGGCUGGCAACAGGCUCAGCGGCCCGAUCCCGGUGACAAUGGGCCCCUUCAUUUCCUUGCGGGACUUGAGUCUUUCGGCCAACCAGCUUACUGGCCCUAUUCCCAGCAAGAUCGGUGACCUGGCAAGCCUCCAGUGGAUCGGCUUGAGUGGCAACAAGCUCACUGGCCAGAUCCCACCUGAACUGGGCAACAUGACCAAACUCCUCACACUGGGUUUAGCCAGGAACAAGCUCACCGGCCCGAUCCCGCCGACAAUCGGCCGCCUUUCUUCCUUGGUAUUUUUGAAUCUUGCCGAGAACCAGCUCAACGGCCAAUUCCCACAUGAGAUUGCGGAACAGCUUCCCCGCCUUAGAGCAAUCCUGCUCCAUAAGAAUUUCUUGGAGGGCCAGUUCCCUCGCCACUGGGGCAGUGCAGCAGGAAUUCAGUAUCUGACUUUGCAUGAGAACCGGUUCGAGGGGCCUCUGCCUACCAGCCUGCUGCAGAACAUGACAAUGCUGCGCUACCUCACACUGCAUUCUAAUCAUUUCUCGGGGUGUGUGCCCAGACUCAACUUACCCGGACGAGCGAAGGCCACACUGCACAGGAACCGUUUCAGCUGCCAACUGCCUGCAAGCCUGGGGGUCGAUGGCGUGCGUGCCACUGUGGUAAUGGGCAAUAUGGUUGGCAUAGGAGACAACAUCGCUGCAAACUGGGUCUUGCCGGAGGAGUUGCAGGACUUCUUAUAUGUCUCAAUCACGAUCUGGUGGGGAGAUGUGCUUGUGUUGGCAGGCUUGCCGGUCGCAUUCCUAGUUGUAGGCGUGGUAUACCGCCAAUCGCGCCAAGCCACAGCUGGCAGUACGCAGGUGCUUGCUCCAGAAAUCCAUGCCUCGUCGAUGCACAGCCUGCGCCUGUCGCUGUGGAUUGCUGGCCUUUGCACCCUGCUGCUGCCAGCUUACCUCCACGGGGCACGGUACUAUCAGUGUGGCCGGCCACUUGCGUGGAGCACAGCGGCUUACUUGGACGACUCGCCUGCGACAGAGCUCUUUGUGAUUUUGGUCUGGAGCCUCGCCACUGUAUUCUUCUCUGCAUCGGUCGCUGUUCUUCCCAAGCCAGGUGAAGGCCUCAGGCGGGCACCAAACAGAUUCUGGCAUUUCGGACGAAAGCUUGCAUGGCUCCUCUGGAUCGUACCAGUCACGAUUGUCUCGCUACCUUCCAUCCUGUAUGUUGUGGCGCAGGCCCUUCCGAAGAACAACACCCUGGUGCCCGACUCGAUCCUCAAGAUCGCCCACUUCACGGCCCCUGCGCUCGUUGUCGCCUUCGACAUGGUGCUGGCAGUACGCCUCUCCAAGUGGUAUGCAGGUUUAUCUGGGAUCUCAGCAGACAGACUGCUGAUGGCGCUGAGGUCGUGCGCAGCGUGGCUGCUUCCACUGCUCGCAGCAGUCACUUUCCAGGAAAAUUGCCUCGCAGGGUGGAAGACAUGGUGGGCAGCCUGCGAGCCAGAAUCUGAGAUGAACGCCGCAUUCAAUUGGGCGCUAUCAGACCUGUCAGACGGGGUCAAGUUCUUGAAUACCACGACAGACAUGUGCAGUGCAGAUCAUCGGAACCUUUGGGAAGGUCGUUGCAGCAGGUCGGUAAUCGAAGCUCUGUCACCUCUAAUCCUGAAGAAGCUUUUUCUUCGGACUGCUGUGCAGCCCCUUGUGGUGAUCCUGGUCUGGCAAGCAUCCAAACUGGAGGAUGACCGGCCCCUUGACAAAGGCGGCCGACAGCUGCGGCUGCUCGGCCGGAAGACAAGUGGAUCCUUGGCAUCAAUGCAGCAGCAUGCAUAUUUCACCACCUUACUGGAAACUGCCAUUAUUUGGGGCCCACUGGUUCCCUUGGUCAGCUUGGGCGUGGCCGCAGCGUUCUUCAGCAGCGUGAUGCUGCUUGAAAUGGGCCUCAGCUUUGGCGUCCGCCUUCCCACAGAUGCAGCCAACAGGGAGGCCGGACUGUCGCGCUCCUUUCUGCAACUUGCAUUGGCCGCUAGCUGUUUUUUGCAGUGUUGGCAUGCUUUCGGCAUUACCAUGGCUGGGCGCACGAUGCUACUACUGAGCACGACGUGGACAGCUGCUGUCAGCGCUUUUGGUCUCCCGCCGCCACUGCGGCCUGCUCGCCGGCCGUUUAGAAGGGGGCCAGACGCAGACGAGCAGGAAAUGACGGAGAUGGAAGGGGCCAGUGCUGAAUUUCCGCCAUUGCGCAUCUCGUCACAGGGUGUGUCGUGA